Molecule: messenger RNA, 1369 nt
Organism: Triplophysa rosa
Lineage: Eukaryota; Metazoa; Chordata; Actinopteri; Cypriniformes; Nemacheilidae
Product: gap junction delta-2 protein
Exons: 1
Coding region: 29-1009 (326 amino acids)
Biological process (GO): cell communication
Cellular component (GO): connexin complex
Source: RefSeq, a predicted model, not a curated record
UCACGAAAUAACAUUUUCACAAUGAUGAAUGAAAAGUUUCCAUAUUUAUUAUAUUUUAGAUGGUAACAUGUUAGAAUAUCUUGCUAUUCUUCCACUGUCUUCUGCAGAUUCAAAAAUGGGGGACUGGUCUAUUCUAGGCCGCUUUCUAACAGAGGUUCAGAAUCACUCGACGGUCAUCGGUAAGAUUUGGCUGACGGUGCUCUUGAUCUUUCGCAUACUGUUAGUGACGCUGGUUGGGGAUGCCGUGUACAGCGACGAACAAUCCAAGUUCACCUGCAAUACGCUGCAGCCGGGCUGCAACAACGUCUGCUACGACACGUUCGCUCCCGUCUCCCACCUGCGUUUCUGUGCCUUCCAAAUUGUGCUCGUCUCAACACCAUCCAUCUUCUACGUUGUAUAUGUCUUGCACAAGAUCACCAAAGAUGAGAAGUUGGAAACGGAGAAGGUGCAGGCAGACGCCCAGUGCUCAGUAAGGAGCAAUCCUGAGUCAGCAUACAGGCCUCAGGGAGAAGACUGGGAUGUCCCGGAUGAGGGGAGUGUGGAGCAAAGCCUGCUGCAGGAAGAUUUUGGUGAGGUUGGCAAAGACCCAACCACGCUCUCCAGCCAAGUUCUUCUCAUCUACAUCGUUCACGUGCUGAUUCGUUCUGUUUUAGAGAUCACCUUUCUGGUCGGUCAGUAUUACCUGUUUGGAUUUGAGGUGCCUCAUUUGUUCCGUUGCAAAACAUACCCCUGUCCGACUGAGACUGACUGUUUUGUGUCCCGGGCCACUGAAAAGACCAUCUUCCUUAAUUUUAUGUUUAGCAUCGGUCUGGGUUGUUUCCUCCUAAACAUUGUGGAGCUCCACUACCUCGGCUGGAUCUACGUGUUCCGCAUGCUUUGCGUCGCCUGCUUUCUGUGCUGCAGGACGGAGAGGGAACCGUACCCUCAGCACAAUCCUUUGCUGCUGAAGCUCAGACAUUCAAUCCGAGGCAGACUGUUUCUGCAGACCCCUGCGACAGCCUCAUCUUAGAAGACAGGGACAGCUUUGCUUUCGCACGCUCCUGCCAUUGCUUUUGAGACUGACUCAACUUUGGAGUGCUUGCCAAAGAGAAACCCAGAGGAACGUGAGCACAUACGGCUGAAACUGUCUAACAUGGCUAGAUGUAGUGGCAAGAAGUCCUGGCUGUAAUGUGUAAUAAUGUUCUUUUUAUUUUCUUAUUAUGAGUUCAUUCUACAUUUAAUCUCUUGUCAGUUGAUCAUAGUUGUUUUGUUGGUAGUGCAGUUCUGUUUUGUGUUUACUGCUUUUUUAACCAAAAUAUGAUAAUUGUGAGCUUUGAUUAAUAAUCAUUUUAAGCAAUUUGCAUUUACCAUGAAAAUAAAUAUUAUAUCG